UACCGUCAAUUCCUAUCUUUUUGAAACCCUCUCCAACGUUCCUAUUUUUGUUCAAACACAUCAACGAGGCAAAAAUAAAUAAAACAAAAAUCAUCUCUCUUCUUCGUCCCUCCCUUCUCUCAAGAAUCGAAACCGAAACAGAGGAAACAUCACCACCAAUGGGAUGUUUUGCAGGUUGUUUCGGUCUCUCUUCCAACACAAAACGCAGAAACUCCACCAGGAAGAUCCUUCCUCGACAUCAAAGAAUCUGUAGCUAUGAGCCUCUACUCUCUUCAGAUCCGUCAGAUUCCAUCGCCAAUGUAGAUAGCCCUGAAAACAUCUUGAGUUCGAACCUCAGGUGUGAGGUAGAGUCAGAGGAGGGGGAGAAGAAAGGAACAAAGAAGACGAGGAAAAGAGUCAGGUUUAACUUGAAUGUACAAACCUUUGAACCAACAACUCUACCAUCAAGAUAUGAGAAUUACUGCAGUGAUGAUGAUGAUGAUGAUGAUGAAGAGGCAAAAGGAGGAAUAAAGAGCAGUAGAUCUGUGUAUCCUGCAAACUACAGAUACCAUAACUGUGUGGAUGGCUUAGAUGAAGAUGAAUUGGGAUAUGGAGAGAGUGAUCUGGAGGAUGAAGACUAUUACACAGAUGAUGAAGGUGAUGCUGAUGAUGAAGAUGAAGAAGAAGAUGAGGAGCAGGAUGUGACUCCUCUGUUGAAUCCAGUUGAGAACAUUGCGCAGUGGAAAGCGGUUAAAGCAAAGCCAGUGAGAAGAGUUAAAGAGCUAAUGAAGGAGAACGUUGAAGCAGAUAGUGGUAGUGAUGAUCAAGCAAGACCACUACUAAUGAAGGAGAUCAUCGUCAAUACUAGCCUUGCCGAUUGGUUAGCCUCACCGAAGACUUUUCAUGGGAAUGGUUCAGCUAAGAGAUCCCCAAUUGUUGAUAUCACCAACAUGGAGAACAGGUCAAAGGUUUCAUAGUGAUUGAUUCACCAUUGUGAAGGAGGAGAAGAAAGAAACCGUGUGUGUGUUUUGUUGUUUUUCUUUGUUUUGUGUGCAAGAGAUAUGGAGGUUUUGUAUCGAUCUUUCAAUGUUUUUUCGCAUCUCUGCUUAUGAUUUGGUGAGGAGGAAAGCUACUGGAAGCAGAGGAAUAUAAUGGCUGCACAUUGUUUACAAUUGAAUUUAGCUUGUGUUGUUGCAGUGAAAAGACAUACAUAGUUUACUG
Molecule: messenger RNA, 1200 nt
Organism: Raphanus sativus (radish)
Lineage: Eukaryota; Viridiplantae; Streptophyta; Magnoliopsida; Brassicales; Brassicaceae
Exons: 3
Coding region: 159-956 (265 amino acids)
Biological process (GO): male meiosis II
Source: RefSeq, a predicted model, not a curated record